Molecule: messenger RNA, 1268 nt
Organism: Oryza sativa Japonica Group (Japanese rice)
Lineage: Eukaryota; Viridiplantae; Streptophyta; Magnoliopsida; Poales; Poaceae
Cellular component (GO): eukaryotic translation initiation factor 3 complex; cytoplasm
Molecular function (GO): translation initiation factor activity; RNA binding
Source: RefSeq, a predicted model, not a curated record
CCUAGACCACGAUUCCUCCUAACAAACCCUACGUGAUAACUCCCGGUGCAUCGUGUUACGUCGCACAACCAUCGCAGAAGAGCUCCCCGGAACGGAAUCAUGGCGGCGACGACGGCUAAGCACCAGACGAUGCGGUGGAGCGACCUCGACGAGGACGACGACUACGGCGGCGGCGGCGGCGGCGGCCUCAGCGCCCUGCAGCUCCCGCCCCGCGUGGUCAUCGGGCCGGACGAGAACGGGAUCAAGAAAACCGUCGAGUACCGGCUCAACGAGGAGGGGAAAGCGGUGCGGGUGACCACCACCACCCGCGUCCGCGAGGUCGCGCGCACGCGCGUCACCAAGCGCGCCGCCGAGCGCCGCGGCUGGGCCAAGUUCGGCGACGCCGCGCACAACGACGACGCCGGCGCGCGCCUCACCGUGGUCUCCCCCGAGGAGAUCGUUCUCGAGCGUCCAAGCGCACCAGGGAGCAAAUCGGAAGAUCCACUCAUCCCCGCACUGGACAAGGGCGCCGCGCUGAUGGUUUGCAGGAUCUGCAACGCCAAGGGCAAGCACUGGACAUCCAAGUGCCCCAACAAGGACUUCGCCCCUCUGCAGCUCGACGCUCUCGUCGACAACAAUAUUCCUCCCAACUCUGGCGGCGACAAUGGCGGCGGAUCCCGGCCGGGCAAGUACGUGCCCCCGAAGCCGAGGGAGUCGGAAAUGCGGCGGAGGAACGACGAGAACUCGGUCCGCGUCACCAACCUGUCGGAGGACACCCGCGAGGAAGACCUCCGCGAGCUGUUCGGCAGCUUCGGCCCGCUCACCCGCGCGUACGUCGCGUUGGAUCACCGGACCGGGGAGAGCAGGGGGUUCGGCUUCCUCAGCUUCGUCUACAGGGAGGACGCCGAGAGGGCCAUCGCUAAGCUCAAUGGCUAUGGCUACGAUAGCCUCAUCCUUAAUGUCGAGUGGGCUGCUCCAAGGCCCAACUAGCCUUUACUAGCACUAAAAUUUUCUAUUCCAUCCGUUUCAAUCAUAUUAUAAGUUGCUUUGAUUUUUUCUAGAUAAAAAAUUAAGUUUGAUUUAAAUUUAUAGAAAAAAUAUAACUUGAGUUGUAAAUGCUAAAUGUUAGUUUUAGUGAAACUAAUUUGGUGUCAUAGAUGUUGCUAAUUUUUUUCUAUAAACUGGGUUAAACUUAGGAAGUUUUAACUAGAGAAAUGGUCAAAGCGACUUAUAAUAUGAAACGGAGGGAUAACAUAGUAUUAUACUUACUACUAUCUGCUUUGCAUGUU